CUCGCUCAGCUUUCCAAGCAAGAGGAUCUCGGCUUCGGCAGCAGCAGCAGGAGCAGCAGCGGCGGCGGCAGCGGCAGCAGCAGAAGAAGCAGCAGCAUCCUCCAGCCCCAUCUAGUGCUCCCAGGCGGCGCUCCCCGCGGCGCACAGCGCUGCCACGGCUGAGCUACUGAGCGGCUGGGACUCUAGCCAGCGAAGCCCGCAGAGCGGAGCGCGGAGAGCGCAUCGCGGCCGAGCGCAGCGCAGUGCCCCGGGGCUGUGUCUCCCCCCACCCAAGGCAGCAGCGGCUGCACAGACUUGGUCCUCAGGGGGUGGGGGGGAGCAGUAGGGGAACUGUCGGCCGCGGCGAUCCCAGCAACAGCAGCCGCCGCCGCCGCCACCCCGGUCCUCUCCUUGAUUGGCUCUUCUCGGCACCGCUGCCAGGAGGGAUUGCGAACUUUGUCUCCAGACCUGCUCAGCGGGUCUCCGUGGUCCUGACCUCAGCCCCUAUGCAUUUAUUGGCUGGCACUCGGGCUUCCUGGGGUUAAUGUUCAACAGGGGGUCUGCCGAGACCGGAUCAGAGGAGCCGCCGCUGGUCGGGAAUCUAAGAUGAAGUUAUGGGAUAUUGUGGCUGUCUGCCUGGUUCUGCUCCACACUGUGUCCGCCUUUCCGCUGCCUGCUGGUAAGAAGCAUCCCGGAGAGCUAGAAGAAGAGUACACCCCCAGCCGACUGACUCCUUAUGCUGUGAGAAGUGACUCAAAUAUGCCGGAGUAUUAUCCUGACCAGCUGGAUGAUGUUGUGGAUUUUAUUCACAACACGAUCAAAAGACUAAAAAGGUCACCAGACAAACAAACAGAAUUGUUUCCUCGGCGGGAGAGGAACAGACAAACUGGAGCAACCAAUGCAGAUCGGAAGAGGCAGAGGGGACAGAGGGGCAGGAACCGGGGCUGUGUCUUAACCUCCAUACAUUUAAAUGUGACUGACUUGGGUUUGGGAUACGAAACCAAAGAAGAAUUGAUUUUUCGAUAUUGCAGCGGAUCUUGUGAUGCAGCUGAGACCACAUACGACAAAAUAUUAAAAAACUUAACCAAAAAGAAAAGGCUGAUGAGUGACAAAGUUGGGCAGGCCUGUUGCCGGCCCACUGCUUUUGAUGAUGACCUGUCAUUUUUAGACGAUAACUUGGUUUACCACAUACUGAAAAAACAUUCCGCUAAAAGGUGUGGAUGUAUCUGACUCUUGUUUCCGGGAGACGGCUAUGUAUUGCAUUCCUGCUACAGUGCAAAGGAAGGGACCAAGGUUCCCAGGAAAUGUUUGCCCAGAAUGGAGAAUGAGGACCAAGGAUGGAGAUGAAGGAGGAGAAACAGGCAGAAGUCAGCCAUCAUGGGAGCCUGGUAGAGGGAGAUCCAGCUACAGACAACUGGAUGAGAGAGAGAGAGCGGCCCUCUAGUUUCAACAGGAAAGCAACUUAAAGGCGCAUCACAGGCUCAGGGCCAGUGUUCCUGGAUGGAUGUUGCCACAGUCAUAUCACUUGGUACAAUCCACCAUCACCUGUCAUCAGCUCGGAAUGUGCUGAAAGGACACAACCACGUAGUCUCCUGUGGUUUGUUUUCACAUGUUUGGUUACA
This is a messenger RNA of Dromiciops gliroides (monito del monte), 1601 nucleotides long. RefSeq names its product glial cell derived neurotrophic factor (gene GDNF). Gene Ontology annotation, molecular function: receptor tyrosine kinase binding; growth factor activity; glial cell-derived neurotrophic factor receptor binding. Gene Ontology annotation, biological process: peripheral nervous system development; negative regulation of neuron apoptotic process; positive regulation of branching involved in ureteric bud morphogenesis. The record is from RefSeq and is a predicted model, not a curated record. NCBI's taxonomy places the organism in Eukaryota, Metazoa, Chordata, Mammalia, Microbiotheria, Microbiotheriidae. The coding region runs from base 586 to 1209 and encodes 207 amino acids. The transcript has 3 exons.